UGCAACAUUUAAUGACAAUCUUCUUCUUCACAGAGCAAAUGGCAAAGAUAGGUUCUGGGAUCGUCUCCGGCCUCACGAUUAUUUACCUGCUGCUGAGCGAUUCGGGAGUUCUGGCAGAGACUGAUGGGAGUCUGGCUACUUAUCGUGUGGUGAAUGGGGCACUGGGACAGUCAGUCGUUUUGCCAGGAAAUGUGUCAGGAGAAAGCAUUUCAGUCGUUACUUGGGACUAUGCAAAUUCAUCUCAUCAAAAAAUGGUUCAAUUAUGUGUGAAAUAUAAAAACAGCCCAACAACUUGUAACAGAGAGAGGAUGACGUUAAAACUGAAGGACUGUAGCCUGGAAAUACAGAACCUAACAGACAGUGAUGAAGGUUUCUAUGAAAUAAAUGCAAGGACCGAUACAGAUCGCCAUCAAGAAGUGAUGGAACUGCGAAUUUAUGUUCUGGCAGGGACCAAUGGGAACCCGGCUACUCGUUGUGUGGUGAAUGGGACACUGGGACAGUCAGUCACUUUGCCAGGAAAUGUGUCAGGAGAAAACAUUUCAUUCAUUGCUUGGGACUACACAAAUUCAUCUCAUCAAAAAAAGAUUCAAUUAUGUGUGAAAUAUACAAACAAUCCAACAAAUUGUAAGAGAGAGAGGGUAACAUUAAACUUGAAGGACUAUAGCCUGGAAAUACAGAACCUAACAUACAGUGAUGAAGGCCUGUAUGAAAUAAAUGCAAGGACCGAUGCAGAUGUCCAUCAUGAAGUGAUGGAACUGCGAAUUUAUGAACGUGUAUCAACACCCGUAAUAACUAGCAGCCAAUUUGUCUCAAAUGAGCUAUGUAACAUUAGCUUGGACUGUUUACUGGAACGUGGCACGAAGCCAGUUUACUCUUGGUGGACAGGAGAUGAUAAGGUCACGACCGAUGAGUCUCAUGUACUGACUGACGAAGGGAGAAGUCUGGAAUUGUCCUUAAGGCCGAGUGAUAACAGAGUGUACAACUGCACAGUGAGGAACCCUGUCAGUGAGGCAACUAUGAGUGUGGAUCUCAGAAACCUCUGUCCAGACACUGAAGGUGAGAAACUACUGGGGCCAUUCCACAUUUGUUUAAUUACUACCAUUACUCUGAUAGCUUUCAUCACGGCUAUUGUUUUCACUUUGUAUUGGAAGAGAGAACUCAAGAUCAAUAAAGGCAAGUACUCUAGAAGACAUUUACAUCAACUGGAUGCCAACAAAGGACGGCAAAAUCCGAGGGCAGAGCUCACGACGAUAUACGAUGACACAAUCCUGAUGUGA
Messenger RNA from Mobula hypostoma (lesser devil ray), 1277 nucleotides. Its product is annotated as SLAM family member 5-like. The record is from RefSeq and is a predicted model, not a curated record. Lineage: Eukaryota; Metazoa; Chordata; Chondrichthyes; Myliobatiformes; Myliobatidae. The transcript is spliced from 6 exons. The coding region runs from base 12 to 1277 and encodes 421 amino acids.